Molecule: messenger RNA, 417 nt
Organism: Cavenderia fasciculata
Lineage: Eukaryota; Evosea; Eumycetozoa; Acytosteliales; Cavenderiaceae
Gene: ubqB
Product: ubiquitin/ribosomal protein L40 fusion protein
Exons: 3
Coding region: 1-417 (138 amino acids)
Biological process (GO): translation; modification-dependent protein catabolic process; protein ubiquitination
Cellular component (GO): ribosome; nucleus; cytoplasm
Molecular function (GO): structural constituent of ribosome; protein tag activity; ubiquitin protein ligase binding
Source: RefSeq, a predicted model, not a curated record
AUGCAGAUCUUCGUUAAGACUUUAACAGGAAAGACCAUCACUCUUGAAGUUGAAGGUUCAGAUACCAUCGAAAACGUCAAGGCUAAGAUCCAAGACAAGGAAGGUAUCCCACCCGAUCAACAACGUCUUAUCUUUGCCGGUAAGCAACUCGAAGACGGUCGUACCCUCUCGGAUUACAACAUCCAAAAGGAAUCUACCCUCCAUCUCGUUCUCCGCCUUAGAGGUGGUAUCGAGCCAUCCCUCGUUCUUCUCGCCCGUAAAUACAAGUGCGACAAGAUGAUUUGCAGAAAGUGUUACGCCAGACUCCACCCACGUGCUGUCAACUGCCGUAAGAAGAAGUGUGGUCACUCCAACAACCUCAGACCAAAGAAGAAGUUAUUGAAUCAUCUUACUAAUGGUACAAAAUUCGAAUAUUAA